UCACAUUCACUGUAGUUGGCUGUUUUCAUUUUUGUAAACAAGAGAACCCUGGGGGAGAUCAUCGCGAUUUUACCAUUUUCCGCACAAUUUCUGGCCUGUGAGGGCUUUAAAAUUUCUGUGAAACUGUGAUAAUAAAUCGAGCUAGUACUUCUUUUGGUUAAUUUCCAAAAAUUUACACCAGAAGUUGAGUUUUCAAGGCGUUUUUUGUUGGGCUGCUGAAAUGUCAGUAUAGAGCAGGGAAAGUUUUUCUAGGGCGAUUUUCUGGCAAAAAUGAACGAGUCCGGGGAAGGCAGUUCUGAUAGUUCCAGUUCGAGCAGUACUGGAUCAGAGGCAGAAGAGUGUUUCUUGCGCUCUUGCAGGAAUGGUGACUUGAGUAUGGUGAAGAAUAUGCUCGAAAAGCGAGAUGCUGGACAGUACUGCUUCGACAUCAGCUGCAAAGGGCAAUCCAAGAGCAAUCUGGGAUGGACUCCUCUGCACUUGGCCACUUAUUUUGGUCACCGAGAUGUGAUGGAAGUGCUCCUGGCCAGGAAUGCCGACAUAAACGCUGUGAAUGAUGCUGGAGAUACUCCUUUGCACAAGGCAGCAUUUAUUGGACGGGAAGAUCUCGUAAUGCUUCUGCUGCAGUUCAAUGCCAAUGUGAACAUAAUCAAUGGAGAGGGAAGACUUCCAAGAGACAUGACGCCUUCCAAUGAAGUUGGUCAGGAAAUAGCGAAACUCUUGAGGGCUGCUGAAGCCACGGAACAACUGAGAAAGGAAGGAAAACUUCUAACAGCUUCCCGGGAGGGAAAUAUUGAGCUUCUGAGCACUCUGCUGAAAGAUGAUAAUCCGCCAAAUAUCAACUGUGUUGAUGCCCAGGGGAACUCUUGUCUGCAUUGUGCAGCUUACAGAGGACACAAGGAAACGGCCGUUUUGCUGCUGCAAAAUGGCAUCGACACAAGUAUUCGCAACAACAGGGGUCAAUUGGCACUGGAUCUGGCCAGAGAUGCUCAGACACUGCAAGUGUUGAGCGUCAAAGCUGUCCGGAAGGUUCAGAAAACAGCCAAUCGAUAUGAGGGACCUCUACUAAAGCGAUCGAGAUUUCUGGGCUGGAAACCUGUUUGGGCUGUUUUAGAGCGGGGUGUUCUGAAUUAUUUUGCCUCGAGGGCAGAUUCUACUGUGAGUGCUAACAAAAGGAGCGACUAUAAAUAUCUGGAUAGUGCCCGUGUAACUCCACUUACUGCAGAUCUCUCUUCUUUUGUGGUACAUUUCAAUGAUGGUGCUGUCCAUCGAUUGAGUGUUAUAAAUAAUGGAGAUCCACCUCAAGUGGCGAGACAGAAAUGGAUGAAUGCUUUCAACGAGCAUUCAGCCUAUAGCUCCCACUAUCUCUGGGGGAGUCAUCGUCGAAAAUCGGACAGUGAUGAGGAUUUCAGUAGUAUCGGAGGGAAACCUCUGGGAUGCAUGACUGAUGCUCUGGCUUCGGCAACUGCCAGCUUUGAAGUCCUGCAGAGGCAAUUGGGUGAAUGUGCGAUGCUCGUUGAGGCUCUUCAGAAGAGUCUGGAAACGACAGAUUCCUCAGCUUCUCUUCCAAUGUCAGCAAUGAUGGUAAAUGAAGCUAUCUGCUUUUUGCGCUUCCAGCUUGUUUCGGAGACAGCUGCCAAUAUGCUGUCUUCGUUGCAGCACUGUCUAACACUUUUUCAUCAGCAAGAGGACAUAAGGGUGCUUCAGUUGAAGCAGGAACAGGAAAAAUGUAGAGUACUUGAAGAAGCACUCAAUGUUCUGGCCAAAGAACAUCAUGAACUUGAGCAAUCUGUUGCGAGUCAUAUUUCAGAGACUGGAACCUUUCCAAGGAGUCUGAGUCACAAAAGUCCAAGGAUUUAUGACACAGAUGACGAUGAAUUUUUUGAUGCCUUCGAAGCGGACUCUGACACAGAUACUCUGGUUACCGCAGAGUCCCUCUUCAAUUCGCCUAGUGGCUCUAUUCAGGAUUUGGCUGUGAGCACGCGUUCCCGGACUUCUUACACAAGAUCCGGAAGGCAUUUACUGUCGUCAGAACGGAGAAGAAGAGCCUCUAAUGAUAGCAAUUCAUCCUCUGGAAGUAGUGAUACCCUUGUGGAUGGAGUAUCCAUAGCAUCAUCGUGUGGAACUCUUUUCUCUCAGGGUGGGGAUGCCUAUCGAUGUGCCAGAGAGGAAUUUGUCUACGAAGCCUCAAAUUCUGCCGGGAAGAAACCUACCAAGAGACGAAAAAGUGCUGAAACAAGCCAAGACUUCAGGCAAAGGCAGUCACUGCCGGUACCUAUGUUCUCUCGCAAUGACUUCAGCAUUUGGUCAGUGCUGAAGAAUUGUAUUGGGAAAGAGUUGAGUAAGAUCACGAUGCCGGUGAUCUUCAACGAACCCCUUAGUUUCUUACAACGAAUAACUGAACAUAUGGAAUAUGCACCCUUGCUCCAUGUGGCUGCUCGGCAAGAGGACUCAGUGGACAGGCUCAAGUAUGUGGCUGCUUUUGCAAUUUCUGGCCUGGCGUCAAAUUGGGAUCGUCUAGGGAAACCCUUUAAUCCUCUUCUUGGGGAAACUUAUGAACUUCAGCGUCCUGAGUAUCGUAUUGUCUGUGAACAAGUAUCCCACCAUCCUCCGGUUACUGCUUUUCAUGCAGAAUCUGACGAUUUUAUCGUGCAUGGAUCAGUUCAUCCUAAGCUCAAGUUUUGGGGUAAAAGUGUCGAGAUUCAGCCCAAAGGUUGUGUCACCGUUGAAUUCCCAAAAUCGGGCGAUGCUUUUACAUGGUCUGGGGUGAAUUGCUGCGUCCACAAUAUAAUUGUAGGGAAACUCUGGAUGGAACACUAUGGCACGAUGGAGAUUACAAAUCACAAAACUGGACAUCGAGCUGUGAUUACACUCAAACCUGCUGGGUGGGCUUCCAAAGAUCUCCAUCGUGUGGAAGGCUAUAUCAUUGAUAAGAACAAGAAGAAGCUUUUCUUCAUCUAUGGAAAGUGGACAGAGUUCCUGAAAUGCACUGAUCAGGCAUCUUAUGAGGAAUACUUUAAAGAGAAUGCUCACAAAUUCAAACGAGGCGACGAAAGAAGUCGCAGUCCCAAUGAAUCUCCCGCUCAUACACCCAGGAAGGUUCUAUCAAAGCUCAAUAGCCUCAAAAUGUCAUCCUUUAAGAGUCUCUCUGUUCAAGAAUCUGACGACGUCCCAGAACCACCUGAGGGAGAAAUUCCAAAAUGUGAUUCCACGUAUUCUAUAGAUAUUCCUAAUUCCAUGACACUCUGGGAAGCAGAUCCAAGGCCAGAGAAUGCUGCAGAGUAUUAUCAGUUUACGCUAUUUGCAAUGGGUCUGAAUGAAUUGGAACCGGAAAUGAAGACUCCGGAGACGCUUUGUCCUACGGAUUCACGUCUCAGACCUGAUAUAAGGAAACUCGAAGAGGGUGACAUUGAUGGGGCUGCUGCUGAGAAAACACGCCUCGAGGAGAAACAACGAGAUGCUAGAAAAGCUCGCAAGGGAAAGAAAGGAGAAGAAUGGUCGCCCAAAUGGUUCACCAAUGGUCUCAAUCCUCACAACAAAGUGGAUGAUUGGCUCUAUAGUGGUGGCUAUUGGGAUCGUAAUUACGACUCCCUUCUGGAUUUGGACAUCUUUUAGAGAGGAAGCUACAUCUUGUGAUUUUCCUUUUAAAAAUUUAUAACACACAGAAACACAAAGAAAAACACAACACACAUCAAAAAAGACAUUUUUUCUAACUUAGAAGAGGAUUUAUCAGAAGAAGAAAAAAAAAUGAGAGAAAACAGUAUAUUUUUGUAUGAAGAUCUUCACCAGAGGGAUAAUUUAGGGAGAUCAAUUUGUUCUUCUUUGUCUUCAGCUGUAAAAUGUAAAUGCAUUUCCUUCAACAUUAAAACUCAAUCAAAAGAACAAGAAAAACAUUGCAAUCCAAGAAAAAACGCUUCCUUAUGCAACUAAAUUGUUGCUAAAUCACAUAAAGCUUCAGAAAGAGCGUGAGAUUUUGAAAAAGAGAAAAAAAAAUCACGAAAUAUCUGUCUAGAAAUAGUCAUUCUGUAGUUUACUCCCAUUUAGUCUCACUAGGUGACUAAAUUGUGAGAUUGAUGGCAGAAAAUGUAGACAAUUUCAGUGUUUUUUUUGGAACCAGAAAUAUUCACAGAAAGAAAGUACUGCAUUUUUUGUGAUGUGCCAAAGAUUAUAACUGGAAACAUAUUUAAAAAAAUAAAUUAAUAUAAUGAGGCUUUUAGUUCUGCACGUAGAGAUUUAGAAGACAGAGAGGUAUAAAGUGUAUAAAAUAAAAUCCAUUCAAUUAGGAUGAAAAGAAAAUGUAAAAGUACUUAGAACUCAUUCCAAAGAAAUUCAUUUUUUUUAAAUUUUUAAUAUUGCUCCUAUUUUUCUAUGUCUAAAAAUUUUAUUUGUAUUUUUGAUGAAUUUUGUCAAUUAUCGUGCAAUUUUUUAAAGUUUUAUCUUUACAGCUAAUUUUGCCAUUUAUUUUUUGAAAUGUAUAUUUAAAAACUGUUAUUAUAAAGAGAUAUUUUGUAAAACUUGGUGCCAUGUUCAUUUUUUUUUGUAAAUUAGGAAAAAAAAGUCAUUAAAAGUAAUUAAUAAAUGGUGUAAAUUAGAAAAAA
Messenger RNA from Phlebotomus papatasi, 4595 nucleotides. RefSeq names its product oxysterol-binding protein-related protein 2. Gene Ontology annotation, molecular function: protein binding; sterol binding. Gene Ontology annotation, cellular component: intracellular membrane-bounded organelle; cytosol; membrane. The record is from RefSeq and is a predicted model, not a curated record. Bases 271 to 3612 code for a protein of 1113 amino acids. NCBI's taxonomy places the organism in Eukaryota, Metazoa, Arthropoda, Insecta, Diptera, Psychodidae. The transcript has 11 exons.